AUGUCUCUAUUCUCUGGGAUCAACGCCCGCUUUCGAGGCUCAAACAGCAAGUCUCCUGGGCCGGGAAAGAGUGGCAGCGGCUCCAGCCAGCCGCCCGUCUCUCCCUUAAGCCUGGACAGAUCUCAGAACAGUCAGUCACCUGCGUCAGCGGGUCUGUCUGCCAACCUCCCCCCUCUGCCAAAGUCUCCGUCUCUUGCUCAGACAAUAGGCAUGGACGAGCAGAGCGGCAUCAUGACUAGCGGUCAUGAUGUCCUCGAGUCAUACCAUCUUCCUCGUCCUCUGCCUCUAUGGCUCAACCCCAACUACGCCAAGCAUAUUGUGAAGGGCAACUUCAUGACCUUGAGUGCCAGGCCAAAGACAGUCGAGCAAGGAGAGUGGAUUGCCCAUCAAGUUGUUGAGCACUACCGAAACUUGUGGAAUUUUGUCCGCGUCAUCCACGAGAAGGAGGAGGAUGGGUUGUCCAUCUGUAACCCGGCAACAUGUCCACGCAUGUCAGCAGGACAGAACCACUCCUUCACAUGGUUGAACAGCCGAAGGGAACCUGUGGAGCUCCCAGCUUACGAGUACAUCACGCUUAUGCAGCGAUGGAUAUCCGGCAAAAUUGAUGAUACGAAGAUCUUUCCCACCGAAGCUUCUGGUGUUUCGUACGCACACAACGCCAAUAUCACCACCACGCCCCUGUCUCAUCUGACGAAUCCUGGCGAGCCUGAUUGGAUCGGGAAGCGGUCCGGCUUCCCGCAGAACUUUGUCGAGGUCUGCCAGACUAUCUUCCGUCAGAUGUUCCGGGUCUACUCGCACCUCUACUGGGCUCAUUAUGUCGAGCCUUUCUACCACUUGAACCUCGAGAAACAGCUCAACAGUUGCUUCAGCCAUUUCAUUCUCACCGCCACCGCACUCGAUAUGCUCCGACCACACGAGCUCGAGCCGAUGCAACCUCUUAUCGAUCUCUGGGCUGCCAACGGCACUUUUCCUCCAGAGUCCAAGGCUUAUGAAUACGCUCACCUCAACGCCGGCCAGAAGCUUCUUCAGCUGGCCGGCACUUCUACGUAA
Molecule: messenger RNA, 1050 nt
Organism: Cryphonectria parasitica EP155
Lineage: Eukaryota; Fungi; Ascomycota; Sordariomycetes; Diaporthales; Cryphonectriaceae
Product: Mob1/phocein
Exons: 5
Coding region: 1-1050 (349 amino acids)
Biological process (GO): signal transduction; positive regulation of protein phosphorylation; cell division
Cellular component (GO): cytoplasm; nucleus
Molecular function (GO): protein kinase activator activity
Source: RefSeq, a predicted model, not a curated record